AUGACCAGCACGACCGCCAUAAAGCCCAUCACUGGGAUUCUGCGACGACGCUUGGUCAUGGACCUUGCCAUUGGUCUGGGAUCUGGGUUCGCCAUGGCCAACUGGUUCUGGUACGGAUACCACGUUCCCCGAACCAACCUCCGCGACGCCUACUACAACAAGCUCGAGGAGCAGCGCGCUGCCGAGAAGGCCCAGUAA
Messenger RNA from Drechmeria coniospora, 198 nucleotides. RefSeq names its product cytochrome c oxidase subunit COX9. Gene Ontology annotation, biological process: mitochondrial electron transport, cytochrome c to oxygen. The record is from RefSeq and is a predicted model, not a curated record. Lineage: Eukaryota; Fungi; Ascomycota; Sordariomycetes; Hypocreales; Ophiocordycipitaceae. Bases 1 to 198 code for a protein of 65 amino acids. The transcript is spliced from 4 exons.